AUGUACGACACAGGGCAAGAAACCCGCGUUAAUGGUGUUUUUAACUCUGAAAAAGUUGCUAUUCUUGAUGCUGGAGCUCAGUAUGGGAAGGUGAUAGAUCGACGUGUGCGAGAGCUGUGUGUAGAAUCGAUAAUGGUCCCUCUAGAAACAAGUGCACAGACACUAUUAAAAGAAGGGUACAAGGCUAUUAUUAUCUCUGGUGGUCCUGGUUCUGUGUAUGCUGAAGAAGCACCAAAGUAUGAUCCUGAGAUAUUUCAUUGUGGACUACCAGUUUUGGGGAUUUGCUAUGGCAUGCAGAUGUUGAACACAGAAUUUGGUGGCAGUGUUCUGAAAAAGGAUAUCCGAGACGAUGGUCAAUUUAAGGUUCAGAUAGACACAAAAUCAGCUUUAUUCAAGGGUCUUGAUAAAGAAGAGUUGGUGCUUUUAACACAUGGAGAUGGAGUGGAUAAGGUUGCUGUCAACCUUAAGGUCAUAGCUACUCGUGGGCGUUCCAUUUCAGCUAUUGCCAAUGAAAAAUUAAAAAUUUAUGGACUCCAAUUUCAUCCAGAGGUUGAUCUAACAGAAAAGGGCAAAGAGAUCAUGAAAAACUUCCUUUAUGAUAUUGCUGGACUUAAAGGUUCUUUCACCAUGCAUAGUCGAGAAAUUGAAUGUAUUGAAUUCAUCAAAAAAACUGUUGGUGAUAAAAAAGUGCUGAUGUUGGUUAGUGGAGGAGUGGACUCUACUGUUUGUGCUGCACUUGUACACAGAGCACUUGGAGAGGAAAGGGUCAUUGCUAUUCAUGUUAAUAAUGGCUUUAUGAGAAAAAAUGAAAGCCUUCAAGUGGAACAUUCACUUCGGCAACUAGGUUUGAAAUUAAGAGUUGUUGAUGCCUCCCAUCAGUUUUAUAAUAGCAUGACUACUGUCCCCAUUGACAAAAACGAUCCUGUGAGGAAAAGAACUACAAAAAUGUUAUGCAUGACCACAAAUCCUGAAGAAAAGAGAAAAAUAAUUGGAGACACAUUUGUGAAUGUUGCCAAUGACAUUGUUUCAGAGCUACAGUUGAAGCCAGAUGAUGUGUUUCUAGGACAAGGAACUUUACGACCUGACCUAAUAGAAAGUGCCUCCAAGAUAGCCAGUAAUCAAGCUGAUACAAUCAAAACACACCAUAAUGACACAGAACUUGUGCGUCUUUUACGAGAAGAAGGAAGAAUUGUAGAACCAUUAAAAGAUUUUCAUAAGGAUGAAGUAAGAGUGUUGGGAAAGGACUUAAGUCUACCAGUGGAACUUACUCAGAGACAUCCAUUUCCUGGGCCAGGACUGGCUAUUCGAGUAAUAUGUUCAGAAGAUGCUUACAUGGAGAAAGACUUUUCAGAAACUAGUGUUUUAGCCAAGGUUAUUGUAGAUUAUUGCAAUGCUCUUGAAAAGAAACAUGCACUCAUUAACCGUGUACAAAAUGGAACAUCUGAUGAUGAACAACUUUUCUUAGUUAAGUUAUCUCAAGAAUACAAACUGACAACUACACUUUUGCCCAUUCAAAGUGUUGGAGUGCAGGGUGACAAACGAACUUACAGCUAUGUUGUUGGUCUUUCUAGUAAUGAAAGCAUUAGAGACUGGGAGGAUUUAAUGGUCUUAGCUAAACUAAUUCCAAGAAUCUGUCACAAUAUCAACAGGGUGGUUUAUAUAUUUGGAGAUGCAGUCCAGUUCCCAGUGCAGGAUAUCACACCCACCUUCCUUACCACAGGGGUUUUAAGUACACUACGACAGGCUGACUUCUUGGCACAGAACAUAUUGCAUUCUAGUGGAUACUAUAAUCAGAUUUCACAAAUGCCCAUAAUUCUCAUCCCCAUUCAUUUUGACCGUGACGUUGUCUCCAGGCAGCCAUCGUGUCAACGAUCCAUUGUUAUCCGGACUUUCCUUACAAGUGAUUUCAUGACGGGUAUUCCGGCCAUACCUAACAAACAUUUGCCUCUAGAGAUUUUGAACAAGAUGGUAGCUGAAAUACAUACAGUUCCUGGUAUCUCACGUGUCCUGUUUGACCUUACACCAAAACCACCUGGGACCACAGAAUGGGAGUAGUCAAGUUGAAAUUAAUUGGUAUUAAAGUCUCGUACGGUUAAUCAUAUGUUAGUGGGAUCAGCUGGAAGAUUGCUGGAUUUGUAAGGAUGCAGUUGUUUUGAUUAUGUUUAGACACAAUCUUGAAUAUUAAAUUUUCUUUGAAUUAAUAUUUUGAUGAUGGAAAAAAUUUUAUUUCUUCUUCAUUGCAGUUCAAGUUAUAUUAAUGACACUUUUCAAUUGUUUAAAAAAAAUUUUAAUAAAAAGCAACCAAGAGCAAGAAUGAAAUUUAAGUUGCUAGUUAAGUAACUUUUCAUAAAAAUACAGACUUCAGUAUACAAUUGAAGAAAUCUGUCACAAAACCAAACUUAUGAUUUGUGCUGUCAGGCAACUGAUAUUUAGUUCUUGAUUUAUAUUUAUUUUUAGGUCUGUUAGUGAUGAUAAAUCAUGCACAAAGAAUGACAGUGUUAAGAAUAAUGGUGAAUAUAAACUAAGAUUAGUUUUUAAUAUCUGUUAGCUUGACAGGUUUGUUUUUUCAUCUUUGUUUUUAAAAUUUAAAGUAAUAUUCAGCAAAUUAAUAAAGUAAGUAAGAAAAAAGCAAAGUUUGACUGAAAAAAAAAACGAGUACAAAAAAAUGGUCUACAAAUUUUAAUGGUGCAGUUGUGUUUUGCACCAAUAGCUUUCUACAGAUAUAUUUUACAAUGUUUAAGCUGUUAUACUUUAAUUAUUCAUUGCUUCUCAACUGAAUUUCAAGAAGUUGUUAUUAAACUUUACAGUGUUCUGCUACUGUAUUGUCCUGUUAUUUGUUUAUGCAUUUUUUAAAGCAUAACAGUUUAUUCAUAGACUCCUUAGUAAAUGAUACUUGGAACAAUGGUAAUAAAUAGGCAACCACUUUGAAAAAUAUUUUUAUUAUUAAGCAAUGUUUUGUUUGAAAUAAACUUCAGAAAGUUGAAUGUGUUAGUUUUAUGGUUUUGUAAUUAUUUACUCUAUAAUGAUUGUUCAAUAAUUUUUUGCACACUUUACAUAGUUAUUCAGUUGUAAUGCAGAAAUAGUGGUGUCAAUAUUAAUUUGACUCGUAUGAGGUUUCACUAAGAGAUCGGAAAUAACAUACAGUAAAUAAAUGUUGGGGAAAAGUAAUUCAAUGCAUUUCUUUGUUCUCGGUUACAAAAAAGAAGUAAUUAUCUGGCCUUGAAUCCAGAACACCUUUUUUUUUUUCUUCUCCUUCAAAGAUUCUUCGAUAAAUUGUUUUAGUGUUAAUUUUUAGGUGGAGUGUCUUCUUAAAUACUGAUGUAUUUUCAAUGAGUUUUGUUUUCAUAUAUAAAAGAAUGUUUUAAUUAGAAAUUUCAGAUGCUUGAAUAGUAUAUAGUUUCUACUAAUGGACUAAAUGUAAAUCGAAUUUUAUGUAAAUUAAAGUCUUUGAUAUAAAUUUGAUAUUCUAUCACUAAAUAUUAAAAGUAACUAUUCUGAAAGGAUAAAUUGUUUUUUUUUUAUUGAACCAUUUGCAAACCAUUAGUCUUCAAUUACAAAGUCCUUGAAGAUGUGAAUAGCAAUCUAAAGAGAAAUGAUAAGGUAACUCCAGUAUAUGAAAAGGACUUAAUGAGGUUUCCUUUAUGAUAAAAAUAACAAUUAGUAUAGUUAAUGCAGGGAAUUGGGAAUAUAUUCUAGUAAUACUGAGACUUCUUCAAAACAAAUUACAAUGUGAUGUAAUAUAAAUUAAGUCUCACCUUCCAUUAAGUAUUUCAAAAUGCAUAAUAUUCCAGAAAGUUUUUACACCAACAAGUAGGGGGGGUGAAUAAUUGUAUUUUUUGUUAAAAGCAAAAUUUGAUGAUUUAAUUAUGAGAAAAACUUCAUUACUUUUAAGUUAGAGUUACUGUUUGUUCCAUUUCUUGGAAAGUAAGUCUGCAGGAAAUAAAAAUAUCAAUGUAUUAUAGAUGUCUUUAAUUUUGUUGGUUUUUUAACUCCUUAUAUUUCUUUAUUUAAUGAACCUAUAGUUCUGGAGUUAUGCAGGGUUUAUAUAUAGCCAAAAAUAAACUUUCUUGAAUAUAGCUGAACUCUAGAGUUUCAAAGACCCAAUUCUGUAGUGUUAGGAAUUUGUACAAGAGCUGUUGUUAUGAAAAUAUUGGUAAGCUAUAUACAUUAUUUUAACAAAUUGCAAUUUUCCGUUAGCACUAAAAGCUGUUUUAUAAAUGUAUUAGUAGGUUUUGCAUGACAACAAGAAAUGAUUUUCACCUGAAAACAGACACGGGCCCACUAAGGGGUUCAAAAAAAUCUAAACCAUAAGUUUUUCAUUAUUGAUUUGAUAAAUUAAACUAUAACAAUAAUUAAAAUAAACAUUUCAUCAUCAUCAUAAUUUACAACCCUAUUUUCAAUGCAUUUAGGAAAUGAUUAGGCUAUACGUGUAUUUGAAUAAACUUGAAACCAAUUGUUCAGCAUCACCCUUAAGAGUGGUUUUACAUCUAAAGUGAUUUUCAUAUCUUCUUAAUUAUAACUUCAUAAUUUAUGGAAAUUUGUUGGUAAUUAAUAAUAACUUCUGAUUAUAAAAAGCUACCCACUUAGAGCAAAACUCAAUAAUGUCUGAAGUUCAUACAGCUUAGAUUUAGGUUACUUCUAAAUACAUCUAUAAAGCUAACAAUGCUAAACAUUCAAUAUAAUAAAAGUAUAAUAAUAAAAAUAAAAAAUACUAAAAUUAAAUGUAUUAAACAUACUAAUCAGUACUGUUAAUGAAAGUAUUAUAAGAGUAUACCUUACAGAACAUACAAACACUAGCUGUUCGCUUCAAGUGGUGAUGUAGUAAUGCAAUGUUCACUUACAUAAAUAAAAAAAAUUUAAAAAAAGGUAAUUUUUGACUGCUUUUAACUACAUUGAACAUUUCAUUAAGUACUUUGUACAAAUAUGGUCAUUUUAAAGAAUAAAGUUAUAAAUAUCCAUUAUAGAUUUAAUAUAAUUAUUAGAUUUGCACAAGAUGAUGUAAAUGAUUUGGAUGAAACUGAAAAUACAGCUUUGACAUGUAAUAUAUUUAUUUCGUGAUAUGUAAUUAAUGUUUUGCUAUGUAACUUGCAAAAAGAGCCUACACUUUCAGCUGACCCCUGACUGAAAUGAUGGCAUGUUGGUACUGUUAAUCUGCCUUAUGUAUUCAAUUUUACUGUAUGUAAACAAACUUUGAGCAUUGUUUAUUUUCAUUUGUUUUUGCUGCAUUUAACCAU
Messenger RNA from Limulus polyphemus (Atlantic horseshoe crab), 5234 nucleotides. RefSeq names its product GMP synthase [glutamine-hydrolyzing] (gene bur). The transcript has 15 exons. Lineage: Eukaryota; Metazoa; Arthropoda; Merostomata; Xiphosura; Limulidae. Gene Ontology annotation, cellular component: cytosol. The record is from RefSeq and is a predicted model, not a curated record. Gene Ontology annotation, molecular function: ATP binding; GMP synthase (glutamine-hydrolyzing) activity; GMP synthase activity. Gene Ontology annotation, biological process: GMP biosynthetic process. The coding region runs from base 1 to 2055 and encodes 684 amino acids.